AUGACAUCAAUGAAAGCGUACGGAAAGGCCACAUGGAUCUGGAGAGUCAGGGUUAGGCUGAUAGACUAUCCAGCUCCCGAGUGGCGGCUGUCGACUGCUGGAGAGCUGAGAAUGCCGUUCUCAGUAACAGUCAAGUACUGCAUCCUGGGCAUCUCGGUCGCUCUUCUUCUGCUGGCGCUGGGCAUCUUGGCAUGGCAGGCCUUCAGAUGCUGCACAGAGAAGCACACUACAAUCACCCGGCAAGAUGCCGUGAACAGUGAUCUGCUGUACUCCGUCGAAAAGUCAAGAACAGUUGGAAACUACUCAGGAGCUCCAAGUACAAGGAUGGAGAAUGUGAGCACAGAGGUCCGCAGGCUGAGUCGCUGUCUGUCUCAGGCCUCGUUUCCCUCCUUGGGAUCCAGCCAGGCGGACGGAGAAGUGGGGGAGCAGGCCAACAUUAAAAAGGUCGAUGGUUCGCUACGUUUUUCCAUCUAUUAUGACCAACUGCAGUCCCAGCUGAUGGUCACCGUCCUGCAGGUGGAGGGGCUCCUGGACCACAGCCAGGUGUGCAGCCUCCAACCAUUUGUUAAGCUGAGACUCAUGUGGGCAGGCUCAGAGGUAGUGGAAGUGGACGACUAUACGGAUGAGGAGGGCGAAGGAACUGCACCUGUCUUGUGGACGGUGCUGCAGGAGUGGCGGACUCGCGUUGUGAAAGGCAGCUGUAACCCUUUAUUUGGAGACCAGUUCAGCUGCAUCAUGCAAGAGGACAAGGAGCUUCAUCACAUCAACCUCAGGAUGGAGGUGAGGCACUUUGAUAAAUUCUCCAGACACACAGUGUUGGGAGAGGUGAGGGUUCCUCUGGGGCAGCUCAACAUUUCCUACCCUCUGGAGCUACAAGAAGAUCUGAAGACACCCCAGAAGGAUCUUGUGGGAGAGGUGCUCCUGACUUUAAAGUUUCUUCCCACCUCUCAGAGGCUUGAGGUUGGACUGCUUAAGGUCCGAACGGUCCCCACUGAAAUAUGCUCAGAUGCGGCCCUGUACGCCAGGAUCAGUGUGCAGUGUAACCAGUGCAAGUUGAGGUACCAAAAAACUUCCGCCGUGGCCUGCUCUCUGGUAACUGUCUUUAACGAGGUCCUCAUGUUCUCCCUGCUAGAGUUUCCUCUGGAGCAGUGUAAAAUAUCAGUUUCUGUGUAUGAGACUCGCACGACUCGGAAAUCACCUAAACAUCUGAUUGGACAGUUGACUUUGGGGAAGGAGAAGAGUUCAGAAGAUAAGCAUUGGAGAUUAAUGAUGCACUCAGUUCGCCAGCCAGUAGCCAAGUGGCAUGGCCUACUGAUCUGACCUGCAUCUUGUUAUUACUCUCCUGCACUUCCUGGAUGUCCGCACCUGCUUGUAUAUGACUGAAAGUUGUAGUGCUUGUGUGUCGGCCUGAGGAAUCUGCACCUGCUUAACUGUAGGAAAAACAUGGACCCCUCUCCCCCUGACACGUCAGUGGUAUAAAGACCUUUCUGUUCCAAUCAGGACAGGAGACUGACUGGCCAACAGAAAACUUAGGUUAAUUAGUCUUCUUGUUCCCCAAAAUAUUUUUUGUUGUAAUCUCUCCAAUGAGCCCCUAAUCUCAUCAUAUUGUAAAGAGCUUUAAAGAUCUGACAUUUGA
Molecule: messenger RNA, 1636 nt
Organism: Anoplopoma fimbria (sablefish)
Lineage: Eukaryota; Metazoa; Chordata; Actinopteri; Perciformes; Anoplopomatidae
Gene: syt19
Product: synaptotagmin XIX
Exons: 9
Coding region: 1-1320 (439 amino acids)
Biological process (GO): vesicle fusion; regulation of dopamine secretion; regulation of calcium ion-dependent exocytosis
Cellular component (GO): axon; synapse
Molecular function (GO): phosphatidylserine binding; SNARE binding; clathrin binding
Source: RefSeq, a predicted model, not a curated record